This is a messenger RNA of Mizuhopecten yessoensis (Yesso scallop), 6074 nucleotides long. Its product is annotated as 5-phosphohydroxy-L-lysine phospho-lyase-like. Gene Ontology annotation, molecular function: transaminase activity; pyridoxal phosphate binding. Bases 184 to 1647 code for a protein of 487 amino acids. Gene Ontology annotation, cellular component: mitochondrion. NCBI's taxonomy places the organism in Eukaryota, Metazoa, Mollusca, Bivalvia, Pectinida, Pectinidae. The transcript has 11 exons. The record is from RefSeq and is a predicted model, not a curated record.
UUUCCACGUGGUGUUUGUUUUGUUGUUGGCCCUACUCGAGCAUGUUAUGGUUCCAAAUCGUGUUGGCCAAUAACAGAGCGGAUACCUUGAGAUUGAUAUUUAUAAGUUCCGCCCACAUGGGCAGUCAAAAUUCCUGCAAGUCUGUCGCAUCAACCUACUACAAACGACAUUGAGAUUAAAAUAAUGGAGGACAUAGCUAAAGAAGAAACCCUUCAGCUUAGGAAUAGACAUGUCGGAGGGGCGUGUAAGUUGUUUUUUGCGUCGGAUCCCCUGAAGAUUGUGCGUGCCUCUGGUCAGUACAUGUAUGACGAGCAGGGCCAGCAGUACCUCGAUUGUAUCAACAAUGUGUGUCAUGUUGGACAUUGCCAUCCGGAUGUGGUAGAGGCUGGGUACAAACAGAUGCAGGUUCUCAACACAAACUCCCGCUACCUACAUGACACCCUUGUUCUCCUAGCAAAGCGACUCACAGAGACCAUGCCUGGCAAAUUAUCUGUUGUGUACUUUGUUAACUCAGGGUCAGAGGCAAAUGAUCUGGCCAUCCGGUUGGCCAAACAUCACACAAGAGGAACAGAAAUGCUGACCCUUGACCACGCUUACCAUGGCCAUGUUGUUUCUGCAUUGGAGGUCAGUCCAUACAAGCUAAGACAACAGGUUGAUGAUUCUCAUCCCCCUCCUGACCAUGUACACUGGGUCUCAUGUCCAGAUGUGUACAGAGGCAAAUACCGCGACAGGGACUACCCUGGGCAAGACAUUGGGCAGCUGUAUGCCAAUGAUGUCCGCGAUGUCAUACACAAGAUUAAGCAAGAUGGCAAGAAUGUCUCCUUCUUCAUUGCUGAGUCCAUGCAGAGUUGUGGUGGGCAGAUCAUCCUACCUCAAGGCUACCUCCAGUCUGUUUACAAGUAUGUGAGAGAGGCUGGCGGAGUCUGUAUAGCUGAUGAGGUCCAAGUGGGAUUUGGCAGAGUAGGAAGUCACUUCUGGGCCUUCCAACCUCAAGGUGUUGAACCAGAUAUUGUUACGUUAGGGAAACCAAUGGGUAAUGGUCACCCAGUGGCUGCAGUAGUCACCACACAAGCGAUAUCAGACAGCUUUAGGGACAGUGGCAUGGAGUACUUCAACACAUAUGGUGGUAACCCGGUGUCGUGUUCCAUUGCCAUGGCUGUACUAGAUGUAAUAGAGAAGGAACACCUGAGACAGAAUGCUCUGGAUGUUGGUCAAUACUGGAAGGCCAAGGUUACAGAACUAAUGAGCCAGUUUGACAUAAUCGGACAAGUCAGGGGUCAAGGUCUUUUCCUUGGUAUUGACCUUGUUAAGGACAGGGAGACUCGAGAGCCAGCUACUGAGGAGGCAAACACGGUUAUAACAAGGAUGAAGGAGGAGCACAUUCUACUCAGUACAGAUGGCCCCUACAGUAACGUCAUCAAGACCAAGCCGCCGAUGUGUUUCAGUAAGAACAAUGUUGACCACUUUAUGGAGAAGUUGACCGUGAUACUAACAGAGGUCACCACACAGAGAACGAACACAAAUGUAAACUCCUCACAGGGAGUCUCUAACGGUCUCACUGGAGGUAACACAGACGUUAUCAACAAGGACGACGGCGACAUCAACAAGAACAUCUGUACUGGCCGAAAAUCUAUGAAGGUGCACUAGUCUUACACAUACUUCCAUACUUAAUGAUGCAGCAUGAUAAAGUAACAUACUACGUGAUGUUUUUGUAUGACCUUUCUCCGGUUGUUGGUCAGUUAGCACUGAAAUGGACUGGACUAAGUGCCUCGUACAUCUCUGGUUACAAGCCCAUAUUAUAUAGUCUCUUUUGGCUCCGUGAUCUACUGACUGAGGUUCAUUUUUGUCAUCAUCCAUGGUCCAUAUAGCUAUGUGAACAUUCAGGUGAACACUUUUCACAGCAAUAUGGCCUAUUCUACAUAAUCUUUUAUUACUCAAAACAUUCAACAUGAGUUUAAAUUUUGCCCGCAGAGUUGUAUUGUAAAAUUAGAUUUCAGAAUGUUCUAGUAUAUUAUCAAAUCUAUUUUUAAAUUAUUUAAUUGAUUGAUUUAAAAUAUCCUGUUUAUGUUUGUGUUAUAGCUAGCCUUUCACAAUUUCUACAAUGAUCAGUUUUAAUGAUCGUGUUUUACUUUGCAUGAAUUUGAAUGAAAUGAUUGAAUCUAAUUCACUAUUUUUGAUUCUAUCAAAAUUUUAAUUGCAUUAUCAGAACUGCUUUUACCCAUAGAAUAUAUUUUGUAGAGAAUGUAGAUGCAUGUUUUUGUUAUAUUUACAUGAUCAUUUAAUUUCACAAUUAGAAUGUCAUUCCUUAAUAGUUUCCAAAGACUUAAAGUAUUAGAUUGAUAGCUUUAGUUGUAGUAUAGCAAUAGCUUAGGACUUGAAUGCCAGCGGUUUUCAUUUACUUUAAUGUUACAAAGUUUUAAUUUUAAUUAUUUACUGAUAUCAGUUUAAUAGUUAUAUAGAUUUUCUUUAGUUAUUGGUAUCUGUGUUAAAAUAGUUAUUGAUUACUCUAAUGGUAUCUGAUAAACUAUCUAAUAUGUAGUUAUUAAUGAGAGGAUAUUGAUGUUUUUAUAUUCCUCUCCCCAAAGGGGAUCAAUACUGGAAUCGGUUGUUUGUCUAUACGUCUGUACGUUUGUACGUCUGUCUGUCUGUAGACAAAAUCUUGUCUGGACAACUUCUACAGUUUUCAGCUGAAUUUCAUGAAACUUUGCUGAUGUAAUCAACACACUCUGAAGUUGUUUAGUUGUGAUUACGGCAUUUAAAUUUGUAUGGGAGUUAUGACCCUUUUUACAAAAGUUGGUCAACACCAUCUCGUUUGCACAACUUCUACAGUUUUAUGCUAAAUUUCAUGAAACUUCACUGAUACAGUCAACCCCACUCUGAAAUAAUGGGGGUAUAAUUUUUAGUUUUAGUAUAUACAGCAAUAGGGCAAAUUUUGUUGUGAAAUAUCUGUUGUCUCUGUCAUGUAUGUCAUUUUAUGUGUACUUUUGUGAAGCUCUAACACAGUAGUUUUCUACUGGAAAGUCAGCAUUGCUAGGCAUGUCUACAUUCAGGGAACUUAUACAGACAUGUAUUAUAUAAAGUGGAAAUUCUGCGCAUAAACUACCGUAUAUAUCCUGUAAUAAGCCCAGGAGGCCAACAAGUAAUCUCACUCAAAGGGAUGAGCUUAUAACAGGACAACGAAAUAGCCUUUGUUUUUAUUAAACUACAAUGGAUAUGUAUAGGCUUAAUACCUGGCAUGGGUGUAUUGCCGGAUAAAUACGGUAUCUCAUUAUGUGACAGCACCAACACAAACAUUAUCAUGUGUAUGUACUUAAUUCAAAAUAAUUUGCAAUGCAAAUAAUCACAGCCUUCUAUUUAUACGUGAUUAUCUUAUUUUAAAAGAAAAUUGCAGUGACAGAAGACAUUUUUUUGUAGGGACUGUCAACAGUAUGCUGGUUUAAAGGGCCCAGUGUGUAAUCUGUUGGUUUAAAUGGCCCAGUGUGUGAUCUGCUGGUUUACAUGCGGUAUAUGCUCAAAAGAUUAUGCCAAAAUGCAUUUUUUUUUUUAAAUAAACAUGUUCAAACCAUAGUUUUAAAGUCAAUUUCAAGAGAGAGAAUAUAGUCAAAAAUAAUUUUCAUGGAACUUUCCUGUAAAUUUCUCACAAUAUGUAGCACAUCCUUAAGAAAUUGUCCAGAUCAAAGGAGCUUAUAAAUUUAAAUCAUGUGGCAAUUUGUUUUUCUGUUUACCUGGGCAUCCAAUCUGGGUAGGUAAUUAGAUUUUAAUUUGUGGCAGGUUUGGCAGUAAACUUCAGAUACUCAGGUGAUAUAAUUAGUUUAUUACAAAUCAGACUUUUGAUAUGUUAUGUGAGCAAUACAUUUCCUUUGUGCCUACAGAAUGCCACAUGUGUUCUUACAUAAUAAAUGAUAUCACUAGUUACAUGUCUACACAUACCCUACAGAUUCAAUAUACCAUACUAUCAUCACUUUGAGGCUACCACGCUUGAUCUGCAAAAACCACCUGCACAGUAUUCAACUCAACCCUGUUUUAAGCUCAAUAUAGAAAAUAUUGAAAAUGAGGGUAAUUUAUGGUAAAAUCUGUAAAUACAGUAAUAAGUUAAGUGCUUAUUUUACAUUGCAUCUAAAAACCAGGUAAUCUGGACAUUCCAUAAGUAAAAAGUGGUAGACAUAUUGUGAAAAGCAAAUGGUACCAACAAAAUCUUCCUUGUCUUGUCAGAAAAUUUGCUCAUUUGAUUGGUGCUAUAUUUGCCAAAAAAAUGUUUGGGUUAGAUAUGUAACUGUUUUCAGGGUGUUAUGUGUGUUUUCCUACCAAAGACAAGCUAUCUUUUAAAGGCCAUGAUAUUAUAGAUUAAUGCCUGAUUAUUAUAAUGCUGUGUAAUCCUCAGGUGGAGAGGAGAAAGAUUGUAACCAGGGAAAUGUUGUGAUAUUUACUAAGUAUUUAGAGUAUUAUUUUCGUUUGAUAUCUACUUAUCUACAGUAUUAAUCAGACACUACCUCUUUUCUGUAGUGUUAGUGUGAUAGCAAUAUAAAACAGACAUUCCUUAGGGAUUGUCUAGUGGAGACCAGGAUCACUCCUAGUAUAUACAGUAAAGACCUUACAGGAGAUAGGAUUGAUGGGAGACUAGGAUAACUCCUAGUAUUUACAGUAAAGACAUUACAGGGGAUAGGAUUGAUGGGAGACUAGGAUCACUCCUAGUAUUUACAGUAAAGACCUUACAGGGGAUAGGAUUGAUGGGAGACUAGGAUCACUCCUAGUAUAUACAGUAAAGACCUUACAGGGGAUAGGAUUGAUGGGAGACUAGGAUCACUCCUAGUAUAUACAGUAAAGACCUUACAGGGGAUAGGAUUGAUGGGAGACUAGGAUCACUCCUAGUAUAUACAGUAAAGACCUUACAGGGGAUAGGAUUGAUGGGAGACUAGGAUCACUCCUAGUAUAUACAGUAAAGACCUUACAGGGGAUAGGAUUGAUGGGAGACUAGGAUCACUCCUAGUAUAUACAGUAAAGACCUUACAGGGGAUAGGAUUGAUGGGAGACUAGGAUCACUCCUAGUAUAUACAGUAAAGACCUUACAGGGGAUAGGAUUGAUGGGAGACUAGGAUCACUCCUAGUAUAUACAGUAAAGACCUUACAGGGGAUAGGAUUGAUGGGAGACUAGGAUCACGCCUAGUAUAUACAGUAAAGACCUUACAGGGGAUAGGAUUGAUGGGAGACUAGGAUCAUGCCUAGUAUAUACAGUAAAGACCUUACAGGGGAUAGGAUUGAUGGGAGACCAGGAUCACUCCUAGUAUAUACAGUAAAGACCUUACAGGGGAUAGGAUUGAUGGGAGACCAGGAUCACUCCUAGUAUAUACAGUAAAGACCUUACAGGGGAUAGGAUUGAUGGGAGACCAGGAUCACUCCUAGUAUAUACAGUAAAGACCUUACAGGGGAUAGGAUUGAUGGGAGACCAGGAUCACUCCUAGUAUAUACAGUAAAGACCUUACAGGGGAUAGGAUUGAUGGGAGACUAGGAUCACUCCUAGUAUAUACAGUAAAGACCUUACAGGGUUUAGGAUUGAUGGGAGACCAGGAUCAUGCCUAGUAUAUACAGUAAAGACCUUACAGGGGAUAGGAUUGAUGGGAGACUAGGAUCACGCCUAGUAUUUACAGUAAAGACCUUACAGGGGAUAUGUUGAAUCUAGAAUACCUGGUAACUCCUUUACUUUUUGUAGAGACCACAUUUUUAACUUCAUUCGUAUGAAUGUUCUUUUGUGUGUACAGUUCUUAAAGUACAUACUAGCAUUUCUGAUCUGAUGGUGUGGCCAUGAUAAUUCAUUUACUAAAAGCUUACUGUUGUUUUGAAAAGGAAUCAUUAUUGAAUUUCCUCAAUUCCUAUUUUGAUGGUGGUUUUAAUUACUCUAUGAAAUUCAAUUAAAUGCUGUUUUGAUUGCUUUAACAGAAGUGAUCCAUUCUGUCACAAAAUACAAAGUCGACAGCAUUGUAAAGACAACUUGAAGUCUGUUUUCUCGAAUUUUAUGCAUUUAUAUUGUGUAACAUACAACUUGUUAAACAAGGAUUAAUAAAAACUUGUUGAAUUCA